This is a messenger RNA of Alternaria burnsii, 204 nucleotides long. RefSeq lists its product as uncharacterized. NCBI's taxonomy places the organism in Eukaryota, Fungi, Ascomycota, Dothideomycetes, Pleosporales, Pleosporaceae. The transcript has a single exon. Bases 1 to 204 code for a protein of 67 amino acids. The record is from RefSeq and is a predicted model, not a curated record.
AUGCAGCUCAAGGCAGACACCCACACUCAGAAAGUGGAGGGUUACAACCAGCCGCAGGAUGUCGUCUCAGGUCCUUGGUCGAACACAAGCAAUCAGGAGCCAACAUCAUCUCCACACGCUACGACUCAGUUUUACAGCAUUAGUGCAUCCGAGACCAGAAAGCUGCGAAGCGACGGUUCUAGCCCUAUCGUCGUCAAGGCUUGA